Molecule: messenger RNA, 1398 nt
Organism: Epithele typhae
Lineage: Eukaryota; Fungi; Basidiomycota; Agaricomycetes; Polyporales; Epitheliaceae
Exons: 10
Coding region: 1-1398 (465 amino acids)
Biological process (GO): intracellular calcium ion homeostasis; calcium ion transmembrane transport
Cellular component (GO): fungal-type vacuole membrane
Molecular function (GO): calcium:proton antiporter activity
Source: RefSeq, a predicted model, not a curated record
AUGACCCCUCUGCUCCUCGCGCUCCCGUUCGCAUGGGCCGCCCAUUGGGUCAAAACCUGGGGGCAUGAUACAACGUUUGCCCUCUGCUUCAUCGCCAUGAUCCCACUGCAGAAGAUAUUCGAUUGGGGCGGAGAGCAACUGGGAGAAUUCCUGAAAGAAGAUCUACGAGAUCUGGUAGUCAUCACGCUAAGCAAUGCCGUAGAGGCCACCCUCUCUAUCAUACUACUUCUCAAGUGCGAGCUACGGCUCCUCCAGUCCACCAUCGUUGGAGUAGUGCUGCUGCAUCUCCUCCUCAUCCCUGGGAUGCCGAUUUUCUUAUCUGGGGCGCGACACCACGAUCAGCCCCUUCACGCCCAACAUGCGAGCGUCAAUACCACGCUACUCAUGGUCGGAGUACUCUCUAUGCUUGUUCCCACCGCCUUAUUUGCCGCCCUAGACCGCGGAUCGUCAAAUAGCGGACAAUCGGACUCCAACUCCGGGCUUCCUCCCGCCUUCGUACCCCUAGUCAGCGACACAGUCCGUCGAGAUAUAUUGAGUAUGAGUCGUGGCAUAUCCGUCGUGCUCAUCGUAGCGUAUAUUGUUUCCCGUAUCUACCACCAUGGCGUACUGCCGUCCACCCGGACUCGGAAGCUCGCACCUCCUGCGCGCCGGCCAUCAACUCUUACCUUUUCACAAAGUCCUGCUCGGCCCGCCGCGUCUCGCGCAAACACUUCAGAACCACUGCUCGCGUCCAAAACUACUAUGCCUGUGCAUCCGUGGGCUUCAUUCAUUCUCCUCGUCGUUGCCGUUGCGCUCAUGGCACCCACCGCCGAGUUUCUCGUCUCGAGCAUCGAAGACGUGCAAGAGACAAGUGGAAUUCAGACGGAGUGGUUCGGCCUCAUCCUUCUCCCCGUCCUUUCCUUCUCCGGCGACGGGGUCGUUGCGAUCCACAAGUUCCUCAUCCGCACGCACAACGAUCUCAAGGCCACGUUCCGGAGUAAGCGCGGCGGCUGCGACUCCGGACUCUCCACUGCCGAACAAGAGGGUGACGACGAGGAGUCGCUGGACCAGGAGUUCGCGCAUGCGCGCCCGAUCGACCUCAGCAUCCAGUUCACGCUCUGGUGGAUGCCGUUCCUCGUGCUCCUUGGCUGGUGGACCGACCGGCCCAUGCACCUCCUCUUCGACUACUUCGAAGUCGCCGUCUUGUUCGGCGCUUCCUUCCUCGUCAUCUGCGUUCUCAGCGACUCGAAGACGAACAUGUCCGAAGGGCUGAACAUGGUCUCGUUCUACGUGAUGAUUGCCAUUGCGACGUGGUUCUAUCCAGGCCAGCCUCAGAUUGAGUACAUGUUGAACUGCCCGGGUAGUGUCGCGGAAGCCGUUGCUCGAGCAGCAGGCGGCAUGGGAGAACUUGCUCCUUGA